GCUCAAAGCACAGGAUGCCGACGACGGCGCUUGUGUUCUCGAGCGCAUAUGCGGCAGCACUGUCGUCGCUUCCCGUGCACUCGAACCGGGACUGCAUGACGUUCUCAUUGCUUCAGCACACAGGUCUAUUGGCGCACGUCCAUGUCAUAGCUCCUGAUGUGGCUUCGCCGUCCGACCUUAAACGGUUCCACAGCAGCGAUUAUGUCGAUGCUCUGAAAGCCGAAACUUCGUCGGCCGCUGCCAUCAUGCUCGAGCACGGUCUUGUCGACGAUGCAUAUGCGUUUCCAGGACUGUUUUCAUAUUGUUCGUAUGUUGCUGGUGCGUCACUUACGGCCAGCAAGUUGCUCGUGUCCGGCAGCAUCGACAUUGCGAUCAACUGGGGCGGAGGCCGGCACCACGCCAAGAAAGACCAUGCAAGUGGGUUUUGCUACGUGAACGAUGUGGUCCUUGCCGUGGAUUACCUCUUGCACAACAUACACGCUUGCAAAGUCCUCGUAAUUGACAUCGACGUCCACCACGGCGAUGGCGUCGAGGAAGCAUUCUACUUCUCGUCCCAAGUGUUCACACUGUCAUUCCACAAGUUCGCCCGAGGCUUCUUUCCUGGUACAGGCAGUCCGUCGUCCAUCGGUCGAGGGGCCGGCCGACACCGAAACCUCAACGUGCCUUUGGACGACGGCAUUACGGACAACCAGUUCUUUGAAGUGUUUGAGGUGGUCGUGCAGGCAAUCGUGGAGGCGUUCAUGCCGACGCAUGUUGUCAUGACGUGCGGCGUCGACACCCUUGCUACGGAUCCCUUGGGGACAUUCAACUUGACAGCCACGGGCUUGUGCUGGUGUUUGGACGUUGUAAAGGAGCUGGAACUGCCGUUGUUACUGCUUGGCGGUGGAGGCUACAAUGAAUCGGAUGCGGCGCGAUGUUUUGCAGCCCUCACGGCGACCGCCAUCGACCAAAUGUUGCCCGACCAAGUUUCCGAUCACGACUACUUUCCCAUGUAUGGCCCACACUUUGGCAUGGCGACGGCUCCAGUCAAGGCCCGCGUGAACAAGAACACAGUCGCAUCGUUGGAAGCCACUUGUCAACAAGCACUAAAACAAAUCGGUCGAUUGCGCCGGCGCGAGGACGCCGUUAACUCGGGCGGGGUCGCCUCGAUUGUCCCCACCGCAUGAUCGCGCCAAGAUGGAAAACAUGCUCGUCUCACAGGUUCGACCAAAUGCUGUGGAAUGGAUUGCGGCAUGGCACGGACGAGUCCCCAUGACGUUCAGUUGAGCUGGUUGAUAAUUCGUGGUCGGAGCGUCGAUAAGGGUCUUAAUCGAGGAUGUACACGCCA
Molecule: messenger RNA, 1327 nt
Organism: Aphanomyces invadans
Lineage: Eukaryota; Oomycota; Saprolegniomycetes; Saprolegniales; Verrucalvaceae
Exons: 3
Coding region: 15-1166 (383 amino acids)
Molecular function (GO): histone deacetylase activity
Source: RefSeq, a predicted model, not a curated record